AUGCCAGAAGUACUAAACUCAACUUUACCAAAAGAUGUGGGUUUGACAACAUACUGUUUUCCUGAAUCAAAUGUUUCUUGUGUGAAAGCCUAUUACAACAUAGCAACUAAAACAGUGUUAUAUUUUAUACUGGUGUUUGCAAUGACUUUGACAAUUCUAGGGAACUCUGUUGUCAUUAUCUCCAUAGCUCAUUUUAAACAACUUCACACACCAACAAACAUUUUGGUGAUGUCUCUGGCACUGGUGGAUCUGCUUCUGGGAAUUACAGUCAUGCCGUUCAGCAUGAUCAGGUCUGUGGAAGGAUGCUGGUACUACAGUCAAGAAUUCUGUUUUUUACACUCUAGUUUUGACAUGUUCCUCACAACUGCAUCAAUCUUCCAUCUGAUUUCUAUUGCUACAGAUCGUUAUGAAGCGGUGUGUUAUCCACUUCAGUACCCUACAAGAGUAACAAUACCUGCUGCAUGGCUUAUGGUAGCUAUAAGUUGGACUGCAGCUGCAGUGUACUCUUAUGGUCUUCUGUGUUCAAAAGCAAAUGUGGAAAAUUUAUCUGAAUACAUUGUAUCUAUACAUUGCCUGGGGUAUUGUGGACUUUUGUUUAAUGCACUAUGGGCAGCAUUGGAUGCAUGCAUAUGUUUCUUUUUACCAUGCUCUGCCAUGUUUUGUCUGUAUGCACAAAUAUUUUUAAUUUCAAAGAAACAUAAACGGAAAAUGGAGGGUGUGAAGCAGGGCAGGAGUGACAUGAACUUAGCCAAGUUUUCACAAAGAGUAAAACAUGAAAACAAAGCAGCAAAAACACUUGGUAUUGUUGUAGGAACUUUCAUUUGUUGCUGGAUGCCAUUUUUUAUCACCUCACUACUUGAUCCUUAUAUCACGUUUUCCACUCCACAAAUACUUUUUGAUGUUUUUGUCUGGUUGGGUUACUUUAAUUCAGCUUUAAACCCCAUUAUAUAUGGACUUUUCUAUCCAUGGUUCAGAAAAACACUGUAUCUCAUUGUUACACUAAAAAUAUUUGCCCCACAUUCAUCAAACAUAAAGGUUUAUGCAACUUAG
Clarias gariepinus (North African catfish) is the source of this 1050-nucleotide messenger RNA. Its product is annotated as trace amine-associated receptor 13c-like. Lineage: Eukaryota; Metazoa; Chordata; Actinopteri; Siluriformes; Clariidae. Bases 1 to 1050 code for a protein of 349 amino acids. Gene Ontology annotation, biological process: G protein-coupled receptor signaling pathway. Gene Ontology annotation, molecular function: trace-amine receptor activity. The transcript has a single exon. Gene Ontology annotation, cellular component: membrane. The record is from RefSeq and is a predicted model, not a curated record.